Aspergillus melleus is the source of this 1545-nucleotide messenger RNA. Its product is annotated as cytochrome P450. Bases 1 to 1545 code for a protein of 514 amino acids. The record is from RefSeq and is a predicted model, not a curated record. Lineage: Eukaryota; Fungi; Ascomycota; Eurotiomycetes; Eurotiales; Aspergillaceae. Gene Ontology annotation, molecular function: oxidoreductase activity, acting on paired donors, with incorporation or reduction of molecular oxygen; monooxygenase activity; iron ion binding. The transcript has 6 exons.
AUGCUUUCCGAUGUCAAUCACAGCGUGGCACUGGCUGCCCUCGCCUCGUUAGGUGUUCCCAUUGCUGCCCUAUGGUUCCUUUUCAGGCUCCUGUUUCCGAAGCCGGAUCCCCUCGCUCCAUACCCGUUACUAAAUGGCCGGCGACCAGGCGAGCUCUCUUUGAAGCAUGCAAAGCAGCGGUUCGUUGUCAAUGGAAACCAGUUAAUCAUAGACGGGUUCAAGCUGUACCCAGACGGCUUCCGGAUCCAGAGCGAUGACGGUAUCGCCCUGAUACUACCUCCUCGGUAUGCCGAAUCUGUCGGCGCAGAGGGGGCCUUGAGCGUCAAAAUGAGUCUGGAAAUGUGGCUGAAGCCGCAUAUCCCCGGGAUGGAACCCUAUAGGUUCAUGAACUUUCAGGGCCAUUUGCUGUUUCGGGCUCUUCGUUCCAAGCUAUCGCGAGCGCUUGUCUCUCUAUUCGACCCGCUCGCAGCAGAAGCAGACGUGGCAAUCAAGACAUACUGCCCCAAUGACUCCGAAUGGCAACCAGUUGUCCUGAAAAAGGUCUGUUCCCACCUCAUCGCCCAAUGCCAGUCGCGAGCAUUCGUCGGCCAAGACAUGUGCCGCCACCCGGAAUGGCUUCACAUAAUGGUGAAUUACUCCAGUGACACCUUCAUGACUAUGAUGGAAAUGCGUCUAUGGCCGAAGAAACUCCUGCCUCUCGUGCACUGGUUCCUCCCUGGGUGCCAAAAGAUCCGUGCGCACGUCCGCAAAGGAGGCCAACUCUUGGCAGAAGAAAUGAAUAGCAGACAAGGUAAAGCUGAUGAUCGUCGAACGCAUGCGGGCAAGGUAGAGGCUGGACCCGAGCCGUAUAACGAUCUCAUCGAGUGGAUGGAUGAGCUUGCAGAGGGCCAUCCAUAUGACCGGGUGACGGCACAUCUGGCGUUGCCGUUUCUGGCCGUUCAUAAUGCGAGUAUGAUUCUCAAUGAGACGAUACUGUUGAUUUGCCAGUCGCCACAGCUGAUGGAUGAUUUGCGGAGGGAGAUUGAGCGCGUCGUUCCCGUGCAUGGCUGGGAUAAGGCUUCCCUGACUCAUCUUGAGCUGAUGGAUGGUGUUUUCAAGGAAACGAUUCGGUUGAAGUCGGGUCUACUGUUCGGCAUGCAGCGCGUCGCCAGAGAAGACGUCGUCCUCAAAGACGGCACCUUUAUCCCAAAAGGCACAUACUUGAAUGUUGCGAGCACGCACAUGCGCGACAACUCGGUCUUCCCCGACGGCAAAGAGUUCAACCCGUAUCGGUACGUCAAGAUGCGUGCGGAGGGAAAGGUCCACUGCGCUCAUCUUGUCGCCACGACUAUGGACCACCUGGGCUUUGGAAUGGGUCGGCACUCAUGUCCUGGGCGAUUUUUUGCCGUUGACAUCUUGAAGAUUGUUCUAUGUAAACUGCUCCUGCAGUACGACAUCAAGCCUGGCGAGGAAGAUGUGAAGACGUGGGUUCAUGGCUUUAGUUUCAAUUCGGACCCAUCUGCGAGAGCUUAUCUUCGGAGGAGAGCGGGAGUUCCUUUAGUUUGA